UGCUCUCAUCCGAGACCUCAGCGCAGACUGUCGGAUCUGUGAAUUCACCAACGGCGGCUCCGUGAAGCCUUGAGCUCGUGUCCAAAUGCAGGCGAUCAAGUGUGUGGUGGUGGGCGACGGGGCUGUGGGUAAAACCUGUCUGCUGAUUAGCUACACCACCAAUGCCUUCCCUGGUGAAUACAUCCCCACUGUCUUUGACAACUAUUCCGCCAAUGUGAUGGUGGAUGGGAAACCAGUGAAUCUGGGCCUUUGGGAUACAGCAGGACAGGAGGACUAUGAUAGGCUGAGACCAUUGUCUUACCCACAGACGGAUGUGUUCUUGAUAUGCUUCUCCCUGGUCAGUCCGGCCUCCUUUGAGAACGUCCGAGCUAAGUGGUACCCUGAGGUGAGACACCAUUGCCCCAACACACCAAUUAUCCUGGUUGGCACCAAGCUGGAUCUGCGAGAUGACAAGGACACCAUCGAAAGGCUGCGAGACAAGAAGCUGUCCCCCAUCACCUACCCACAGGGCCUGGCCAUGGCGAGAGAGAUCGGGGCUGUGAAGUAUCUGGAGUGCUCCGCACUGACCCAGCGAGGCCUGAAGACAGUAUUUGACGAGGCCAUCCGAGCUGUGCUCUGCCCUCCACCUGUGAAGAAGAGGGGAAAGAGAUGCACCAUGUUCUGAGGAGGAAACACUGCUUACACUACACUACAUCACCAUGAACAACAAACACUACUUCUCUGAGAGGAUGAGAGAGAAAACUUGCGAGAGUGAGUGUGCACUGCUGAGACUGCUUUCUUUAUAUUGAUGUUUUUUCAAAACCAUAUUGGUAACAAAACCAAUAUUUAUUCCAAUUUUUUUACCAUUACUAAAUAGGGUUGUAGGUUCUCUGUGAAAGACAUUGACUGUCCAACUACUUUGUACUCAUUGAACCACAUCAUGUUGCCAUGAGGGCUGACAAAGGUUUCUGGAACUUGUUUUCAUACUGCAACAUCUCUUCUUUCUCAGCCAUGCUUGCUUGAAUUAAUGCAGUGUUGACUAGAUAGAACGUGAACUGUGAAUAAGUCAUCAGGUCUGAAGUUACCCUCAGCCUCUGUUCUAAGAUCAGCAGGUUCAAGCCAAAUACGACUGCAUGCAUUUACAACGUAUUGUACAGCAUUGUAGUUUCUUCCAUCAUUUCUGUCAGGUAUGACCUCAUUGUGCUCACCGAGGUAAACACUGAGAUCUGUGGUCGUUGUGUCACAACAAAGUUAGGUGAGUUUAGAAACACCAGCAGCCAGAUGAUCCGUGUGGCAGUUUUUAACCACUGGAUGAUGAUUUGGAUUUAAACUACUCAAAACCAAACUGAGAUGUUGAACAAAGGGUGCUAAAUAGAUAACCACGGCUCACUUUUUAGUAGUUUUAAGGUUUGCUGCAUAUUGCAAUAAUUUGUGUUUACUCAGUGCAUUGUCACAUAGAAAAAUGUUGUGCUGUUGCUUUGACAUAUUGGACCUUUAGACCUAGUCAAAGAAACAGGGCUUAUCUGGAACCCAGCAGCUCCGUUUUGUCUUAAUCUGGCAAGUUGCACUUGCCAUGAGCAUCUGUAAGGGUUUUGAUGGGGUUUUUAGUCCUGUCGGACCUUACUUAAGUAAGUACAAUGCUGUUCAUACCUGCAGGAUUAAUGGACAGAACUGACUACUUUCCUCCAAAAGGAUCAUGAAGAAGAGACAUGGCUUAGCAUUUAAACUGCAGCUAAAAGUAAGAGCAGCCAUGUUUUCUCUGCUAACCUUUGCAUUUAAAGCCAUGCAAAAAUUUGUUAUUCUAAGUUUACCUUAUGUUUGAAAGCAAAGUCUCAUUCUUGACUUUAAAGCAGCAGUUUGUUGUGAGAAAAAAAUCAAGCUUAAUUUGUGAACAAUAGUUUCACAAAAUAAUCUCAACUUAGAGUCCACUUACAAUCUUCACAAGCUGUCAACCACAGCUAGCGGUUUUCAUUAACAGAAACAGUUAUAGGAUGAAGAUUUCUUAGGAUCAUUUGCUGGGUGGCUAAAGAACACAAUGGGUUGUGGUUGAAGGUUUAUUAGGAAGCUUGUGAGAGCACCUGUGGGUGUUCUACUCCAAGCGUCACUUUUAGCGAGGUGUAGAUGGUGUAUCCAAACUUUCCUUUCCUUUUAGGAUGAAAACAAAUCUGUUCUUUGAACACACUUGUCUUCUUAUUUUAGGCAAGCACCUGAUCUUAGUCAAGUGUCUUUGGGUAGCUUUCUCUAACUGUGAACAUGUGACAGAUGAGCAUGCCAAACAUGGGGGCUGUAGAACCUUGCUGCCUGAGUUCUGCCUCUGAGGGUAGAGGAGCUUGCAUGGGUCUUAAAAUAUUCUGUCUUAAUUUAUCCCAUUGUUUAGAUUUUGUCUCUGUUCCUCUGUGUGUGAGUGUGUGUGUGAGUGUAUAUGUGUGCGUGUGCACAAGUGUGUGUGUGUGUCACAGGCGUGUAUAUAAAUGCUGGUAUUUGUGUGUGUGGACGGGCACGUGUCAGUAUCAGUGAGACUCAAGCUCGUGUUGGUAUCAGUGAGACAGCGUUGUUCAACAUAAAAGACAGUAUUGUUUUAAGCCAAGUUUUUUAGUGUCCAGUUUUUGGUACUAUUUCAUAUUGUAUUGUAGUAAUACACAAGAUUUUUCAACAAUCUGUGGACAUAAACAAAGAAAAAAUGGAUAUAAGUGACAUCUAGUGAUUUACAGAAUAAUCCUUAGAAAAGAAAUGCGUAAUGAAUAUCUAUCUACAUGUACCUGAAUAUUUAGCUCUUAAAACUAAAACAAUACAAACUAAAGGGAUUAUAGUCGCUCAUGUUGAAGUUAGAAGUGUUGCUAACAGUGUACAAUAAAGGGGCCAAUCUUUGCAGAGUUUGUUAUUGUGGCAAACAGUGUGGGUUGCACCUUUAUGAUAUGCAUUUCUGUAUGGUUGCAGGCCUGCAGUGUGUCUGUCUCCCCCGUGUGGUGAGACGCAGCACUGCAGAGCCCUCUGUCAUGCUGUCUUUGGUUGGCAUAGCUGUGUGGUUGAGUCAUGUUGUGUGGUCCUGCCUAACUAAGGUGUCGAAAUGUAGCUGAGAAACGCAGCAAAAAAUUCUAAUACUAAUAUUGCAUGGAAGUUCUCUGGUUAUUUGACCCACUGUAAUUCUUAGGAGAGGUUGUACGAUGAAAUGCAUUGACCAUGUAUGUAUGUAAUGUAAGAUGACUUGUAUACUUGUUCCAACUGUCUUAUUUUUUAUUACUUCACAUGUCUGUGUGGUGAAAUAUUUCAAUUUUUUGUAUACUAAAUACAAAUGUAUAUGUAAGGUA
Molecule: messenger RNA, 3287 nt
Organism: Stegastes partitus (bicolor damselfish)
Lineage: Eukaryota; Metazoa; Chordata; Actinopteri; Pomacentridae
Gene: rac3b
Product: Rac family small GTPase 3b
Exons: 6
Coding region: 86-664 (192 amino acids)
Biological process (GO): small GTPase-mediated signal transduction
Molecular function (GO): GTPase activity; GTP binding
Source: RefSeq, a predicted model, not a curated record